AUGAAAAUACUAUUAUUGGUUCUAAUAAGCUUGGUAGUAUUCAAAUAGGAUAAUAGGCAUUAUGUAAAACAGGCACAGAUCCAAAGAUUGCCUUGGCAGAAAUUGAUGAUCAUCAUAUGGGCAAAACAUUCUUGAAUGCUAUCCAAAUCAGUCUUGCCACUGGUUCACCAGUUCAUGAAAUUCAAAGUUAUAUCAAUAAUAUCAGGUAUUUAAGAAGCAUUACUUUAGAUUCAUGCUCGAAUAAGAACAAAAAGAUGCAGAUCUCUUCAUUUAAAAUACAUAAGCCUCUUGUAAUAGAUUAUUGCACGACUUUUCUACGAACUUAGCCUAUCAUCAAAGCUAAUUGAAGGCUCACUAAAAAAUAGUCGAUGUUAGACAAAUUAUAAUCAUAUUAGGAAAACACUAACAAUCUCUAAAGAUCACUUAACAAAAUUGCAGAAGUGUCUGUGGAGAUUGAAGAAAAUACAAAGAAAACCAAUGCAGGACAGAGCGAAAGAGAUCUAUAAUAUGCAGAAUUCUAAUCUAAAAUCAAGGAUCAUACUGAAGCCAUUUCAGCAAUUGAUGAAGCUUAUGCACUCAUUGAACAUUUGUCUGGAGGUUCUUCAUUUAUUCAAGUUAAGGGAAGAUUCAACAAGGUUCUAUAGAGAUUAUAAAGGUUUUGUUAUUUAAUUAAUUGUUAGUCAAUCAACAGGCUUAUUGUUUUAACCAAUUUUAACAAUGAUGACUCAAUUGUCUUCAAAGUCAGAUUCUGACACUGCCAAGAAGGUGCUUCAAUUGUUGGCCAAUCUGAGAGUCCAAAUAGUUGAAAGCAAAGGAAAUGACGAAUCUAUUGAGAAGCAAUAAAGUUUGAAUUGGUAAUAGUUCUUGGCUGACUUAACAAAUGAGAAAAAUACAUUGUAACAUUUCUAUAUUGAAUAAUCUUUAGAUCAGAUCAGAGGUAGAACUUAGAACAAGCUAUCCUGAAUUAUCAAAGCAUCAUCGAAGAGUCUUCAGGUAAAGUGGAAUAUCAUGCUGUUGAAGUAGAGAGAAAUUAGGUAAGAAGAAACAUAUACAAUAGAAUAACUUAGGAGGAUAAGAUCAAUGGUGUAGAUAACAACAAGACAUCUAUUAGAUGGAAACUCAAUCCAGAGUUUCGACCUAAGAUCUCAUAUCAAGAAUAUCAGAUCACAUCUAAGAUAAGAUUGUUACACUCAAAGAAUAUUUAAGAGAGAGACUACAAUUAAAUUGAUAUUUCAUUAAAUAUUCAUAUUAAUAUAAAGC
Molecule: messenger RNA, 1260 nt
Organism: Paramecium octaurelia
Lineage: Eukaryota; Ciliophora; Oligohymenophorea; Peniculida; Parameciidae
Source: the annotation of a GenBank genome assembly